GAACAUUGAUGUUUUAGUUUAUUAGUGCUCCUGCGCCGCUCGACCCAGCCGGUUGUUGCAAAUAUUUAACAUGAUUCGAAUACUUAGUGUGUUUGUGAUUGUGAUAUUACCAAGGGACCUCGUACUGGCAGACUGCGGAGUAGUAACGAGAGAGCAAUGGGAUGGUCUGAGCCCGACUCGAGUUGAGUACCUACCGCGGCCGGUCAGCCUGGUGAUCAUCAUGCACACCGUCAGCCCCACGUGCAGCACGGACGGGGCCUGCGCGAAGCAGGUCCGGACCCUGCAGACGUACUUCUUGGAUCAGCUUAACUACUGGGACUUGGGGCCUUCAUUCCUUAUUGGUGGAAACGGCAAAGUGUACGAAGGUCCCGGCUGGAUUCACGUCGGUGCUCACACCUACGGCUACAAUAGGAAGUCCAUUGGAAUAGCUUUUAUAGGCAACUUUACCAAUGACAAGCCAACCCCUCAAGCGCUGGCGGCCGCUAAGGCGUUGAUCAAGUGCGGAGUGACCAAGGGGCACCUGAAGAGCGACUACAAACUAGUAGGCGCCCGUCAACUCAUCGCCACGGAGAGCCCGGGCCGCAAACUGUAUCAGGAAAUACGCAGCUGGCCUGAUUGGACCGACAAUUUGGACGGAAUAAAAAAUAACUGAGCAAAUCGACCAAGAAAGUGUACUUUUAAAUACAAUGUAACACCCGCGACGAUAUCACAAAUUUCUAACAAUAUCCUGAGAACAUUUCAAAAGUGAAACUUCCUUUAAUCUCUCUGUAACCAGAAGUUUUCAUCAUUUAUUUGAAACUCUCCAUUUUAGCACACCUGUGCCCUAGUCUUAAUUACUAAACGUACUUUUAUACAUUGUCCAUCAAUCUUUGACUUCCACAUACGAGACAAAUCUACUAAUUAAGUAUCGUUAAAUGACCAAGAUAACAGAAGAAAGUCUGUCAUCAAUAAUGUUAGUAGGCACAAUAGGCACAUUACUCACUAUGAUUGCAGAGUUAAGUAUAUGUAUAUGGGUUUAAUUAGC
Molecule: messenger RNA, 1024 nt
Organism: Cydia strobilella
Lineage: Eukaryota; Metazoa; Arthropoda; Insecta; Lepidoptera; Tortricidae
Gene: PGRP-S1
Product: peptidoglycan recognition protein
Exons: 4
Coding region: 71-652 (193 amino acids)
Biological process (GO): innate immune response; peptidoglycan catabolic process
Molecular function (GO): peptidoglycan binding; zinc ion binding; N-acetylmuramoyl-L-alanine amidase activity
Source: RefSeq, a predicted model, not a curated record